AUGACAAUCUGCAAGUUCCGAACCUGGGCAUGUACUUUCGAUUUUGUCUGCUAUCGAAGUGCUAGUGAAGGUCAAUUUGGGAGUAGUUCUGAUGCUGAUGCUUCAGAUCGUAGGUUGUAUGUGGAGAAUGUGAAGAGAAGUGAGCGAGAGUUUGCUUCUAAUGAAAUUCUACACCUUAUCAUCCAGAUAUUCAGAAAUUUGCUCGAUGACAGUGAUGUCCUGACAAUGAAGUUGUUUAGAAAUGAGAAACUGCAUGAUGAAGUAACCAAGGGAUUUCAGGAAAUCCAAAGUGAAGGAGCAGAGGAUUGUGUAUUGCGCCAGCUUUUUGUGACUGUCAGUGCCAAAAUUAUGUUUGCGGUUAAACAGCACGUAUCUCAACUUAGAAGCUCCAGCAGUGGUGCAAAACAUAAAGUUAAAAGCUCUUCAGUUGAUGAGAUUGUUGAUGAUGCAGCAUUAUUCAAGGAUAUCCCGGAUUCAUUUUUAGACAUAUCUCCCAACUCUUAUCCCCUUGUUAUAACUUUUCGUAAGCUUCUGAUGAUGCUAGAUGGAACUGUGGGGGUUUCAUUCUUUGAAAGGUUCCCCGAUCUAAGGGAUCUUUGUCGUGGCCAAUCCUUCAAUUCUAGACCAGUGGCCUUACAAAGUCUUCUAAGAGCAAAGGAAGUUACUUACGAAAAGUUUUGUGCUGUUUAUUGGCCUCACUUCAAUGACAAGAUAAGGAGGCUUGAUCCUUCCAGAGUCUUCACUGAAAUAAUGUCCCACGUAAAGGGUGGUCUUCCACCAGCAGAUGGUUGUGAAGGCAAACUUGACAGACCAGCUUAUGUUUCUAUUUCGGAGGGUCGUGUCUCCACUCUGAGUUUUCAGAGAAGAGAAGAAAUUUAUGAUGCUUUUGAGGAUUAUGAAAAGAUGAAAAUGAAAAAUGGUGAAUUUGAUUUGGCCGAUCUUGUCAAUGAUCUUCAUUGCCGUCUUCUUCAUGGGCAGUUUGCUGGUAACGUGGUGGAUUUUGUAUAUAUUGAUGAAGUGCAGGAUCUCACCAUGAGGCAAAUUUCACUGUUCAAGUAUAUCUGUAGAAACGUUGAUGGGGGCUUUGUGUUUUCUGGUGACACUGCACAAACUAUUGCAAGGGGAAUAGACUUCAGGUUUGAAGACAUAAGGUCCCUUUUCUACAAGGAGUUCUUGAUGGAUUCAAUGGAUGGACCUGAUAUCAGAAUGGAAAAGGGAUGUCUUUCCAAAAUUUUCCAUUUGAGCCAAAACUUCCGCACUCAUGCUGGUAUACUCAAACUGGCGCAGAGUGUUGUUGAUCUUCUUUACCAUUUUCCCCUUAUCCGUUGA
Eucalyptus grandis is the source of this 1329-nucleotide messenger RNA. Its product is annotated as TPR and ankyrin repeat-containing protein 1-like. The transcript has 3 exons. The coding region runs from base 1 to 1329 and encodes 442 amino acids. Gene Ontology annotation, molecular function: ATP binding. NCBI's taxonomy places the organism in Eukaryota, Viridiplantae, Streptophyta, Magnoliopsida, Myrtales, Myrtaceae. The record is from RefSeq and is a predicted model, not a curated record.